Messenger RNA from Ceratosolen solmsi marchali, 1234 nucleotides. RefSeq lists its product as uncharacterized. NCBI's taxonomy places the organism in Eukaryota, Metazoa, Arthropoda, Insecta, Hymenoptera, Agaonidae. The transcript is spliced from 5 exons. Bases 377 to 1234 code for a protein of 285 amino acids. The record is from RefSeq and is a predicted model, not a curated record.
AUCUCAAAAGGGUGACUAAUUUACGUAAUCUAUUGGAGCAUUUAGCGCUGAGUCAUUGCUAAAUUUGACGUUUAUUGUGAGGCUCUAGUAAAUGAUGCCAGUCGUACAGUUCGAUAGAUAAUGAACGAUAAUAAUAAACCGGGUAAACAACAUAAGUAUGUAGCGCUUGUACGAGAAGCAUGUGAUCGUUCCGAAUGCCGCGCAAAACAACGCCAAACCAACACGCGCGCGCCAUAGCACACAGUGGCAGGCGUACUUGCAUGUGUGCACACGUGUAUCGAACGUUCGAGAAUGACGUCGCUAUUAAUGUAUAUUGUGUUUAGCGUUUUUUCUUUGUUCUACGUCGGGAUAGGGAAGGAUAGGGAAUAAGGAUCGAAUGGUAUCCAAAAUCCCUCCCGUUUUCAACCAACAAACGGCCAGCAACAUUUCAAUUGAGAACGGGGUCGAAGUUAAAGGAUUAAAAUCAUGCAACCUAAAGCUUCGCCAAUCAUCUGCUUUUCGUGGCGUGAGAUUGCGGCAACAACAAAAGGCAGAUGCCUUAACCCCGGAAAAAAUCGAAAUCAUAUCCCAAAAAGAUCCGGCCAUAGAGCUAAACACGUUUUUGCGCGAACCACCGAGUUACACGAGCAAGUCCCGAGUCCAAGGUCAGGCUGCCAAGGAGGUGGCAGCCGUAUAUCCUUCUACUUGGGAGGAAAACUUCCAGGAUCUGAGCGGCUGGUGCAUGGCCAGUGUACAGGGGCGAUACAAUUUUGCUGCAGGUGAAUCCGCGAUGACUUCGAUGAUUACAGAGUUAAAAAGUGAGAACAGCGAUGUCUUGACUACAACAGAUAUGACAAGCGCUGCCUCGGUGCAAGCGAUCAAGGGAAAAAUCAACAAUGACGGUGAAACGUUUGUAUGCGCACCCGAAUUAAUAUCUGCCACGAACGACGUUCUACCACAGUUUAAUAGCACCAACGCAGUAGCUGAGCAGCAGCAGCAAAUUAAUUUCCAUGAUAAUAAUAUCAGAAAUAUUAUUAAUGACGUUGGUGAACCGAAAAACCGCAGUGAUGGGUGGAUUGGUUUAUCAUCUAAAGUUGAAUCGACAAUGGAUGCAAAUAAUGACAAUAUAACGUGGACGCAGUUAAGCAAUGUAGGGAUUAAUACAUCUACAGCUGAAUUGCCACUUUAUUAUCAAGAAUCGGUGAUCGGUGCAGACGCGAAGCAACAAGAACAGCAAUCACAAGAUCUAAAUUAG